Stylophora pistillata is the source of this 2247-nucleotide messenger RNA. RefSeq names its product E3 ubiquitin-protein ligase TRIM71-like. Lineage: Eukaryota; Metazoa; Cnidaria; Anthozoa; Scleractinia; Pocilloporidae. The record is from RefSeq and is a predicted model, not a curated record.
AUGCUAGAUUUGAAGGCAAUUAAAGAAUACGAUAAUACUGAAGUGAUAUGUAGAAAUUGUGACAAAAGAAGCGCUCAAAAAAACGCUGCCCAUGUAGAAGGAAGCGUGCGGAGGUUUGCUGAUGAAUUGAUAUCAGUUAUCGAAGCGAAGAAACAAGCGAUCAUCACUGAAGUCAAGAGUCAAUGCAACGUCAAGAGGUUAGGCAUGGCGAGAAUAAACCAAUCAAACCAUUGGUACUUUGAAGCGCUUAAUCCCACCAAAACCAGACCACAUCUGUCAAGUGCCACUGGAGAAGGAGUCAAGCGAGCGUACGAAGGGCGGAAAGCAAAUAUAUUUUUGACAACUAGGAACAGAGAGGGUGAACAGAUUUACCAAAAACACGACUGUUUGACGGUAAAAGUGAGUGGUUUAUUUUCUGAAAAAAAAAAAAAGCUGGAAACUCAAAUCCUCGAUAACAAAGAUGGAACCUAUAAAAUAAGUUAUUUUCUUGGAUUCAAGCGUGACUUUAAGUCAUCAGAAUCACUCAAGUUACAUGUAAAUGGAGCACAUGUUCAUGGAAGUCCCUUUGCCGUUUGUGUUGAGACAAGAAAGUUCAAACCCGUCUUGUCUUUUGGACAACAAGGUUCCUCCGAGGGAAUGUUUAAUGGGCCAUGGGGAGUGGCAGUUAAUGAACGAGAUGAAAUUGCAGUGACUGAUUCUGGUAACCACAGGGUUCAGGUAUUCAGCAGUGAUGGAACUUACUUACGAUCAUUUGGUGGAAAGGGAGAUAGACAGGGACAAUUUCACACGCCCUCUGGAAUAGCCUUUGAUGCAAAUGGAAGGAUUGUUGUGGGGGACAGUGGCAACCAGCGAAUACAAUUUUUCAGUGGGGAGGGAGAGUAUAAUUGUCAGAUCAUUAGCAACACAGGUCUUGAUCCCUUUGCGCCAGGUUCAGUUACGAUAUAUCUGGAUGACCAUCGUAUCAAAAUGUUUGAUAGGGAGGAGAAGUUUCUGAAUAAUUUUGGUAGUAAAGGAAUAGGAAACAAGCAGUUCAAUGAACCAUGUUGCUUAUCAGUUGACAAGGCAGGACAACUGAUGAUUUGUGAUAAAUUGAAUCACAGGGUUCAGCUUCUAGAUAUUCCGAGUGGAAAGUUUCACACCAAGUUUGAGAUGAAAGGAGAGGCAUUUGUAAUAGUUAUGUUUUCUCCUGGUGGUCAACUUUUGCAUACAUUUGGUCAGGGUAAGAUCACCUCUCCCAGUCACUGUAUUCAAUACAAGAGUUAUCUUUUUGUGUCAGACAGGGGUGACCAUUGUGUUAAAAUGUUUGACAGGAAAGGGAUAUUUUUGAACAAGGUCGGUACUGAGGGGAUGGGAAACAAGCAGUUCAGUGACCUUGGAGGCUUGUCAAUUGACCAGGUGGGACAGCUGAUGGUCUGUGAUAAACUGAAUCACAGGGUACAGCUACUUGAUAUUCCAAGUGGAAAGUUUAGAACAAAAUUUGAAAUAAAAGGAAAGGAAUGUUUGGGUACCCCAGUCUCUUUAGGGGUUUUGAGUGAUGGUAGAAUAGUUGUGUCUGUCAUGCGUAAUCAUUGUAUUCAGGUAUUGGAGUAGAUCUGAUAAUCAAUCCCUGCUGUAGUAUAGCACAAGAGUGGACUUCCUUUCUUGCAUAGCAGUUUUCUUUAAAUGCGUUGAAUAGUUAGUUUUCAUUUUAGAUUUGACUGGGCAAAGCUGUGCUUUUCAAAGAAACAGUGGUUGCCCCGAUGCUCUGGUCUCAGAAAUCUGGGUGACAAAGGUUUCAUUAAUUUCAGUAGAAAUGAUGAUUAAGACAAGUAUCAUUAUUAAGUUUCAUAUACUAGUACAGUACUGUUUAGUAGUCCUUUUCAACGUGCUUCUAGAAGGUUGCCGUGGGUAAAGCCCUUUACAUAUAAAGUUCACCUAAUGUAUAUCUACUGUUAAAACAAUAAUACGCAAUUGCACGUUCUGUGACAUGAGUAAAAAUUAUAGUGAACUUUUUUUUACAUAGUUGCUAGAAUAUUCGAGAUCAGUUGUCACGAUUCACAGGCCUACAUAGAGAGAAAUAGAUUAAAGAACUAAUUCAGUUUACUUAAGUAAUAGAGAGUUAUUUGAAAGACCAGACUUUGCUUUUGACUAAAGUAGCCCACAUUUACGCGUGACAGUCAAACACUGACUGUUUUGCGACAUCAGCAAAUAUUUUGUUAAAGCCGGAACGGUUGCAAAGACCUAUUCAAGACUGUAAUAUAUAGUAAA